Athene cunicularia (burrowing owl) is the source of this 8660-nucleotide messenger RNA. RefSeq names its product syntaxin binding protein 5 (gene STXBP5). NCBI's taxonomy places the organism in Eukaryota, Metazoa, Chordata, Aves, Strigiformes, Strigidae. The record is from RefSeq and is a predicted model, not a curated record. Gene Ontology annotation, cellular component: cytoplasm; SNARE complex; plasma membrane. The transcript is spliced from 29 exons. Gene Ontology annotation, molecular function: myosin II binding; GTPase activator activity; syntaxin binding. Gene Ontology annotation, biological process: regulation of protein secretion; regulation of exocytosis. Bases 1 to 3567 code for a protein of 1188 amino acids.
AUGGAUUCAAAGGCCAAGCACAUAGAAGGAUUUUUGCCAUCUCUGGAAGCAUUCUUUCACAUUUUACCAAGGCGAUUUGGGGAAGUGUCCGGUUUUGCUGCCGUAAGCACGAAUGGAAGCGCCUUCGUGACCUCAGCGGCUCGCCCUGCAAUGCCCGGGCAGUCGGUGACUGCCUCGGCCGGUGCUGGCUACCUCCGGCCACCCGCUUUCAGCUACGAACACUACCAGGCCGGGGCCGCCCCACCGGCACGGCAGUCAGGGCGGGGGGGUCACACCCCUCCUCCGACUGUACGCCAUGGUUUCCCCUAUCAACCUUCAGCCUUGGCAUUUGAUCCUGUUCAGAAAAUACUGGCCAUCGGGACUCAGACUGGAGCACUAAGGCUCUUUGGUCGGCCAGGAGUUGAAUGCUACUGCCAACAUGACAGUGGAGCUGCAGUAAUCCAGCUUCAGUUCCUGAUUAAUGAGGGAGCUCUUGUGAGUGCCUUGGCUGAUGAUACCUUACACCUGUGGAAUUUACGUCAGAAGAGACCUGCUAUACUUCAUUCACUCAAAUUUAACAGAGAACGGAUAACAUUUUGUCAUCUGCCUUUCCAAAGUAAAUGGCUAUAUGUGGGCACUGAAAGAGGAAACAUUCACAUUGUCAAUGUGGAAUCAUUUACACUCUCAGGCUAUGUCAUCAUGUGGAAUAAAGCCAUUGAACUGUCGUCCAAAUCUCACCCAGGGCCAAUUGUCCACAUUAGUGACAAUCCAAUGGAUGAAGGAAAGCUUCUGAUUGGCUUUGAGUCUGGAACAGUGGUAUUAUGGGAUCUGAAGUCAAAGAAGGCAGAUUACAGAUACACACAUGAUGAGGCUAUCCACUCUGUGGCUUGGCAUCAUGAAGGAAAACAAUUUAUUUGUAGUCACUCAGACGGUACCUUGACCAUUUGGAAUGUAAAAUCUCCUACUAAACCAUUCCAGACAAUCACUCCACAUGGAAAGCAGCUGAAGGACGGAAAGAAGCCAGAACCCUGCAAACCUAUCCUUAAGGUGGAAUAUAAAACAACUAGAGCUGGGGAGCCUUUCAUCAUUCUCUCAGGAGGUUUGUCAUAUGACACUGUAGGAAGAAGACCCUGUUUAACAGUUAUGCAUGGGAAAAGUACUGCUGUGCUAGAAAUGGAUUAUUCUAUUGUUGAUUUUCUAACCCUCUGUGAAACACCAUAUCCUAAUGAUUUUCAGGAACCAUAUGCUGUAGUUGUUCUUCUAGAAAAGGACUUAGUACUGAUUGACCUUGCACAAAAUGGGUACCCUAUAUUUGAGAAUCCCUAUCCUUUGACUAUACAUGAAUCUCCAGUUACCUGUUGUGAAUAUUUUGCUGAUUGUCCUGUGGACCUCAUACCUGCCCUCUAUUCGGUUGGCGCUCGACAGAAACGUCAAGGUUACAGUAAGAAGGAAUGGCCUAUCAGUGGAGGCAACUGGGGUUUGAUCACUCAGAGCUAUCCAGAGAUAAUUAUUACAGGGCAUGCUGAUGGGUCAAUCAAGUUUUGGGAUGCCUCAGCAAUAACGCUGCAAGUACUCUAUAAGCUAAAAACAGCCAAAGUAUUUGAAAAAUCACGGAAUAAAGAUGACAGGCCAAACACAGAUAUAGUAGAUGAAGAUCCAUAUGCUAUUCAGAUCAUCUCAUGGUGUCCAGAAAGUAGAAUGCUGUGCAUAGCUGGAGUGUCUGCACAUGUCAUUAUUUACAGGUUCAGCAAGCAGGAAGUGACAGCAGAAGUCAUUCCGAUGCUGGAAGUACGUCUGUUAUAUGAAAUAAAUGAUGUUGAAUCUCCAGAUGGUGAGCAAGUGCCACCUUUACCAACUCCAGGCACAGGUUCCAAUCCUCAAUCCAUUGUUCCCCAGUCUCAUCCAUCUACUAGUAGCAGUUCAUCUGAUGGACUUCGUGAUAAUGUCCCAUGUUUAAAAGUUAAAAAUUCUCCUCUCAAGCAGUCUCCAGGCUACCAAAUUGAGCUAGUUAUCCAGCUAGUAUGGGUGAGUGGAGAACCUCCUCAACAGAUAACCAGCUUAGCAGUCAACUCAGCGUAUGGCCUAGUAGUUUUUGGAAACUGUAAUGGUAUUGCAAUGGUUGAUUACCUCCAGAAGACAGUGCUUUUGAAUCUAGGCACUAUUGAACUGUAUGGCUCCAAUGAUCCUUAUCGCAGGGAGCCACGGUCUCCACGAAAAACUCGGCAACCGUCUGGAGGUAUGCUGACUGUGGCUUCUUGCAUGUGCGGCCUUUCUAACUUAUAUUCAGAGUCUGUGAAAAAGCUUCGCACCUCUUAUAUAACAGGUCUUUGUGAUAUUAAUGAAGGUACAAUGGUGCCAGAAGACCGCUGCAAAUCACCCACUUCAGCAAAGAUGUCCAGGAAGCUAAGUUUGCCAACUGAGUUAAAGCCUGAUUUAGAUGUCAAAGACAACUCUUUCAGUCGAUCUCGGAGUUCUAGUGUAACUAGCAUUGAUAAAGAGACACGUGAGGCAAUUUCAGCUCUUCAUUUUUGUGAGACUUUCACAAGAAAGUCUGAUACAUCACCUUCCCCAUGCCUGUGGGUUGGGACCACGCUGGGUACAGUGCUUGUCAUUGUACUGAAUUUACCCCCAGGAGGAGAGCAAAGACUUCUUCAGCCAGUAAUUGUUUCUCCUAGUGGAACCAUCCUGAGGCUAAAAGGGGCAAUCUUGAGAAUGGCUUUUCUGGAUACCACCGGCUCUUUGGUCCCACCAGCACAUGAACCCUGGAGAGAACACAAUGUUGCUGAAGACAAAGAUGAAAAAGAUAAAUCAAAAAAGCGACGACCUGUCUCAGUGUCCCCUUCUUCCUCUCAGGAAAUCAGUGAAAACCAAUAUGCAGUGAUAUGUUCAGAAAAGCAAGCAAAAGUUAUCUCACUGCCAUCCCAGAACUGUAUUUAUAAGCAAAACAUAACAGAGACUUCUUUUGUUCUUCGUGGAGACAUAGUAUCAUUGAGUAACAGUAUCUGCCUUGCAUGUUUCUGUGCCAACGGACAUAUUAUGACUUUUAGUUUGCCAAGUUUACGGCCAUUGUUGGAUGUAUAUUACCUGCCACUCACCAAUAUGCGUAUAGCGAGAACGUUCUGCUUCACCAAUAAUGGACAAGCACUCUAUCUUGUCUCACCAACUGAAAUACAGAGGCUCACCUACAGUCAAGAAACAUGUGAAAAUCUUCAGGAAAUGUUGGGUGAGCUCUUCACUCCUGUAGAAACACCAGAAGCACCGAACAGGGGGUUCUUCAAAGGCCUGUUUGGAGGUGGGGCACAGUCACUUGACAGAGAAGAACUAUUUGGAGAAUCAGCAUCUGGGAAAGCAUCAAGGAGUCUUGCCCAGCAUAUUCCAGGGCCUGGGGGUAUUGAAGGUGUCAAAGGAGCAGCAUCUGGUGUAGUUGGUGAACUAGCACGAGCCCGGCUGGCACUAGAUGAAAGAGGACAGAAACUAGGUGAACUAGAAGAAAAAACUGCAGCUAUGCUUUACAGUGCUGAUUCUUUCUCUAAACACGCUCAUGAGAUGAUGUUGAAGUACAAAGACAAGAAGUGGUACCAAUUCUGAUGAUGCUCAUCAACUACAUCUGUUUAAUUUUGUCCUGAUGAAAAAAAUCUUGGUUUUUCAUUAAUUUUGGCAGGACCAUUGAAAUUUAAAGGAGUAUUCACCACUGGAUACUGUUGUUUCCUAGCACAAAACACACACUGUUUUACCUCAGUCAUGGCUUUAACUGAGGAGCUUUAUAUUUAAAAGAAACACACACAAAAAACCAAACUUGAGUGUUUCUUAGCUGUUGGUUAGCUGAUAGCUGGAACAGAGAAGGUAACUAGAACAUGUGGAAAAGAGGGUAAAGGGAAAAUGUAGUGUGAGGUGGGCAGGGGCAAUGCAGGGUCAAUCCUGUGUUAAUAUUUCAUAUGCCAAAAGUUUUUGUGCUACUGUAAUUGCUGCCAGUGUUAUACCCUCCUGUGAGGAGAGGCAAUAAAUCAGGGGUCCAAGAGCUGGAAUAAAGUUGUUUGUCUUGCUGGACAGUAGCUGACUUACACUUACCCUCUCUAGGACUUACUAUAUUUACCAUUAACGUUGAAGAAGAGUUGAAGUUUGCUGUCACUUCUUUCAUCAGAAAACCUGGAAGCUUGGAAGAUUUCUUGUUGAAAAUUGUAUACAUAGUUGACCUGUGCAUAGUCUUUUCUUGGGCCCCUGAUCUAGUAUUCUUGUAUUCACAUCAUAUUCUGUGAAGUGCAAAACAAGAGAAUGCACAAUUUUUGCAUUAAAAAAGUCAAGUGAAUAAUAUGACUGGAAUGUGUCAUACUGGGAGUUUUCAUUUGUGUUAUGGCUGUACAAUGUGAAAUGUGGUAACAUCUUCAUUGUGGUAAGAAUAUUUAAACAUCGGUUAAAUAUUUUUUUUUUUGCCAAAAAUAGUUACUGGUUCAGUUUGUAUAACAUUUAGAAUUGGCUGUGGGUUCUAUUCAUGCUGUGAAUUUUCAUAAAUGUUUAACAGAAUGUAUCUUUACAGCCAUUAAUCAAAAUAGCUGAGAUAGUUUUACUUAAGUUCUAGUUGCCCCUUUAGUCCUUUACUAUGAAAUUGGAUAAUCUUGGACUCAGGUUUUCAAACAGUUUCACACUCCAUGGAGGUGCUGAUGCAUGAAUAAUGGCAAGCAUCUAAUAGUUAAUAAUUGUCAGUAUACUGUUUAGCAAAUUUCUAAUCCUGCUAGUAGAACUAUUUAACAAGUAUGUAUCUCAGCCCCACCCAGCACUUAAGGCAGUUGGCCUAAAGUUUGGGUUUAGUAUUAAAGCAGUAUUUUCAAUGUGGGCAGUGGUAAGUGUCCACUAAAAAACUUCAAGAAUGAGUGAAAUAAUGUUCAGUUUGGGUGAGGUAAAUAAUAUAGUUGAGCUAACUUGUUAACAGCUGCUACACUAAAGUUGUAACAGUGGAAAUGACCAGAGCUCCUUUUAAAAGAGAGGAUUCCUUAAAAUAGAUGUUGGCAUUUCAAAAAUUCAUUGACUUUUUUCUUCAACACAGUUCCUGACAGGUUUUGUUUUACAAAAGGAAGUACUUAGAAGCUAAUAAGUCUACAUUGUCUGAAAUUAAUCAUUUGGGUUUGCUUCUCCAAGCAUCACAUUCUGUGUGGGUUUUUUCACACACUUUCUGAAUGUUCCCAAAGCAAAACCUUGGUUAUAUUUGUAUUUAAAAUGAUGUUGCGGGUACAUAGAUAAGGCAACCUUACAAAACACUUAAAGGAUGCAAAAUAUUGAAGUUAAUGAUGGCUCUUAAUUCAUUUUUCAGAUGAGAGGCAAAUAUGUUUGGGCUUGGUAGCAGAAAUUGAUAAAUUUUCUGAUUUUAUGUAUAAUAACAUUUAAUUAAAAAAGACAAGGGAAUUCUGUUGCCAGUACGAGGGAAUGCCAUACCAUGUCCACUGUUCAAAGAGCUUAACAAAUGAGAAUGUGACAAUUUGAACAACCAGCAUUAUGAUUUCUUGAUGGCCCUGUCCCAUACAUACUGAGGAAUUGUUAACACCAGUUACUUAACUCAGCUUGCCACUCAGUUUUUGCCUCUGCAUCUUAAUUUCAUUUUUAGUGUCCAAUUAAUGCAUAUUUAAAUUAACACCAUUUUGUUAAAAAUCCAGAUUAGAAGAAAACUAGAGAAACUCCUUUUUUUUUUAAUAAAAUAUCCUAGCUGACACUUGUCCCCUUCCUUAUCUCAUGUUUAUAAAUUCAGAUGACUGAUUAUUAUUUGACCUGGUGAAGAUGAACUGUAUUUCAGGGCAACAAAAUCCUGGAAAAUUAGUCUGGUCAGGCUCUGGGCAAGAGGAUGGCAAAGUACUUUGCAGCAGGUCAUGGUAUUGGUGCACUGGAAGAUGACCUUGGCAUGAAAGGAAAGCAUACUUAACUUUCUCAUCAAGAAACGUUUGACAACCACCAGCAAGCAAAAAAAAAUAAUUAAAAAAAAGGCAAUGAGAGACCAUCUGUCAGUGCAAAGAAGAGUAGCAGCUUAUUGGGUAUUAUAGAAUUUCAGAGUUGAAUCCUUUUUUUGUUGCAUAUGUUCAGAGCAUGCUUCUAGAUUGGAUAACUAAUGAAAUGAUUGCUCAUGAGAUCAAUAUACAAAUGGUUCUUGGUCAAUAAAAGGGGCUAUGUACAAUUUUAGUCUAAAACGUUCUUUUCCUUCUCUGCGGAAGGAAGUUGAUCGUACACGCAUCAUUGCAUCUCAUUCUGCUAUUGGUGGUGCACCUUUUGUACAGCAAAGUAUAUUGAAAUUCUUGGGGGGAAGCACCCCUGUUUUUUUCGCUAGCAUUUUAGUUAUGUGAAACUUUCUUCGAGUGUCUGAAAAACUAUGAAAUACAAUUGAGCUAUUACUUUUUUAUUUUUUUUGAUGGAAGUGUAAGAAACUGCUGCUACCUAUCUGUUUAUAUGUAGUGUGUCUCAUUAGAAACUGUAAACUGAAGAAGCUUUUCUUCACCUUAGUCCUGCCAAACUAACUUUUGAAUGUUGAUGUGUGUACAUAUGCGUGCAUUCCAAGUAAGUCUGAAAGUGUUACACCACAGGCAUCUCCAAUGAUUUGCUCUUCAGCAAACAGUCAGCUAUAAAAUACAGUAAUAUAUAGCUGUGUUCCUUGUCUGUCUUUAUGCAAAGGUUUUUGCCUGAGGUGAUACUUGCAUGGUAGGUGAUGCUGGAAAGCUACAUCCAAAGGAGGAUUUUUGGAAGCAAGAUAAUUUCCUUUUUUUUCCUUUUUGUUUUCUUUUUCUCCUUUUUUUUUUUUGUUUUUUUGUUUAGGGUUUGGGGGUUUGGGGUGUUUUUUUUUUGCUUAAUUAAUGGCACUGAUCUUACCUGAACUUUUAAACUUGAAUUUUUCCUGCACUUUAAUUCAAUCAUAGUAUUUUAUUCCUUUUUGUUGUUUUUUCCUGCAUUUGUGCAGUUCAGGUUCAUUAUUUGUAUAUAAACACACACGUUCAAUAAAGACUUCAGAACAGAUUACUUUCAGGCACAUUUGCUGAUUAUGUGACUAUCAUUUAGAAUGUGUGUUUUCUUAGAAAAAUAUGUAUAUACAAGUAUAUACAAUAUAGAAUCUAAUGGAAGGCACGUAUCCUGUGUCAGCAUUCAGUUUAUAAAUUUCUGCAACACUUUCAGAUUUGUUACUAGAUAAUACAAUAAAAUCUGUUAUAUUUAUACAUACUGCUUAAGAAUAUACUUUUAGUUUUAAAUAAUUUUUAUAUGUACACUUCUACCUUUAAUUUUAAAAAGACUUACGUUCAAUUUUUAAGUCAAAGUACUUAAAGUAUGUAUAUUAUCCAUAGAAGAAGUUGUUUUAAGCUUAUGAAUACAUUCAUAUCUCAUAUGGAGAUGAUACAGUUACUAAGCAAUGAAAACAAAUAGCCCAUUUUGCUUUGCGGAAAAUAAUCAUACUUAUUUUUACCUCCCAUUUUGAACAUUCUUAAACAAUCCCCUAAGUAUGGAGAGGGAAGAUAAUGCAUUCAGAAAAUUAACCUAAUAUAAAAGUUUUCUCAACAGCUGCAGUCUGUGGCUGACUAGUUUUCUAUGACUUUAUUUCUUUAGGUAUAUACAUGAAAGAUUUUUUUUCAGCUCUCUUGGCCUUUUAAAAUUCCCCAAAACUGAAGUGAGGUUUGUCCAGUAGAUAUUUUCUUUGAAUAAUGUAUGAAUCUUGAUUACACAUCAGCUCUUUACAUGUAAAUCAGGGGUUUAUUUUGUAUACUGAACAUGUGUUGUAAAACUUACAGCCUGUGGCUGAAGUGCCCUCUUCUUUCUCAUCAUGAUUUAACAUACCUGGGCAGGCAGCGAUAGCAGCUGAAGUGUGGGGGGGGGAAGGAGUGCAGUGCCUUGCCUCCCUCUCCGAGUUGCAGGGUAGUUGUUGGUAGAACCUUUUCUCACUCUAGCCAAUUUCCUGUAUAAUUUAGGUUUGGGGUUUUUUGGGGUGGAUGUUGAUAGCUUUGCUACUACCACAAAAUUGUCAGUACUUUGUAGACAGAAAUUAAUGAUAUUUAGGGGGAGAAAGUAAGUAAAAUAGAAAAAAAAAGAUGUGUAGUGUAGGCAAAUCAGCUAACCCAAUUUUAUUUGAGUUUUCAUUCAAAGGCUAAGUUAAGCUGGGCCAAUUUCUUAUGCAUGUUAUAAAGAUGUGCUGUAUGUCAUCUACUUUAUUACUGUUUCAAGUCAGAUGAGUGUACUGUGUUUCUGGGUUCUUUUAGACUUUAUAAAAUUUAGGCUUAAAGAUAUGGACGUUCAUUUUUAAAAAUUAAAAGGAAGGACAAACGGAACAAUCAAAUGAAAGGUGUCAAUCAGUAUUCCUUUUAGUUUUCCAUGUAAAGCGCCUAGUUUAAGUCCUACAGCUGUAGGUUACUCUGACACUUGUGUUUCUUUUUAUUAGUAUCUAAGUUAUAUAUUACCAGGCAAAUAAUAACUAGAAGUUAAACUGUUUCAGUUGAAAACAUGUAAGGAGUUGUAUGUGGAUUACCACCACCAUUCAGUAAUAGAUGAUGCAAAAGGAGAGGGGUGGGAACAUGUUUUAAAUAUUCCCUUUUAAAAAAGAAUUGUAAAUAAGCAGUACUGUGUUAUUUUAGACCUGAGCUCUGCUAUCUGUAGUGGUUAGAACUAGGAAAACAUGCUGCUUUCUAGUUAUGCUACUGUUUCAUUGUACCAGCACCAUGGGGGAA